AUGAAAUACUGUGGUGCGCUGCUUGUGCUUUUCGUCGCAAGCAGUGUGAUUGGUGAAAAAGUUCGGUACGAUUACUAUCGUGUCUAUGACGUGCUUGUGGAAAACGAUGUGCAACUUGAAACGCUGCAAUUUUUAGAGUUGGGUUCGGAUAGUUACAUCUUUUGGGAGUCGCCAGUUCAGAAGAACAUGAACGUGCGAAUUGUGGUUCCACCGCAUAAAUUUGCCGAUUUCGAAGAUAUUACUUUGCGGCUGCAGCUGAACAGUUCAGUGGUGAUUGAUAAUUUGCAGGAAGUAAUCGAUAAUGAACGGCCGCAGCGUAGACAACGCGAAGGAUUCGAUUGGGAUGAUUAUCACAGCUUAGAUGAGAUGUAUGCGUGGUUUGACCAAUUGGUCAUAGAUUAUCCGGGUAUUAUUACCAUUGAGCCGUAUGGUUCAUCUCACGAAGGCAUAGAAAUGAAGGCCAUAAUCUUGUCGAAGAAAGCUGGCAAUCCCGGAAUCUUCUUGGAGUCUAACAUACACGCCCGCGAAUGGAUUACGUCGGCAACUGCAACCUGGAUUUUGAAUCAACUUUUAACUUCAACUGAACCAUCCGUCCAGGAUUUGGCAGACAAUUACGACUGGUACAUUUUGCCUGUUGUUAAUCCGGAUGGUUUUCGCUACACGAAAGAAGUUAAUCGUUUAUGGAGGAAGAGCCGGGUGGAUUCACACAACAUUUUGUGUUACGGUGUAGACUUGAAUCGUAACUUUCCAGCAAACUGGAUGAAGGGAGGAGCAUCCAGUAACCCGUGUUCGGAUACAUAUGCCGGACCUAAAGGCGGUUCAGAAAUUGAAACAAUGAACGUUGUGAAUUAUUUUGUGGAAAAUAAGGACAAAAUUGAGUUUUACCUCUCGUUCCAUUCGUACGGACAGUAUAUGCUGUUUCCCUACGGAUAUGAAGAUGCGGAAAAGGCUGAUAACUAUUACGAUUGGAUGGAUAUUGCUGAAGCUGCCGCAAUCGCUCUUUCACGGCGCCAUGGAACUUUGUACCAACUUGGAACGACGGCCGAUGUACUGUACAUUGCUUCUGGACUAUCCAUUGACUGGGCCCAUUCAGAGCAUAAAGUUCCCAUAGCUGUGACGUAUGAAUUCCGCGAUCAGGGCAAAAACGGUUUCAUUCUGCCCGCUGACCAGAUUGUACCCAACGCUGAGGAGGUGCUAGAUUCGUUAGUGAGCUUCAUCGCGAAAGCAAAGGAAUUGGGUUAUUUCGAGCGGCGGCCUGAAAAGUAG
This is a messenger RNA of Sabethes cyaneus, 1266 nucleotides long. Its product is annotated as zinc carboxypeptidase-like. Gene Ontology annotation, biological process: proteolysis. The transcript has 5 exons. Lineage: Eukaryota; Metazoa; Arthropoda; Insecta; Diptera; Culicidae. Gene Ontology annotation, molecular function: zinc ion binding; metallocarboxypeptidase activity. The record is from RefSeq and is a predicted model, not a curated record. The coding region runs from base 1 to 1266 and encodes 421 amino acids.